Molecule: messenger RNA, 756 nt
Organism: Drepanopeziza brunnea f. sp. 'multigermtubi' MB_m1
Lineage: Eukaryota; Fungi; Ascomycota; Leotiomycetes; Helotiales; Drepanopezizaceae
Source: RefSeq, a predicted model, not a curated record
AUGGCAGCAGCAGCAGCUGCAAACACAUUCUACAGCAUCGUCGCCGGCGUGGGCGCGGGAACCGGCCGUUCCGUCGCCCUCAGGUUCGCAAGGACCUACCCCGUCGCCCUCCUGGCCCGCAACCCCGAGAACUACGAAUCCAUAGUCAGAGAAAUCAAUGCUGCAGGCGGGAAAGCAAUUGGCGUCUCCACGGACGUGUCGUCUGAAUCCUCUGUCAAGAACGCAUUCACAGAGAUAGAAAAGGAAUUCAAGGGGAAGAAGCUCGCGGCUGCCGUGUACAACGUUGGGGGCAAGUUUAUUAGAAAGCCGUUCUUGGAGUUGACGAAGGAUGAGUACGAGGCCGGGUAUACCGCGAAUGGAACCGGAUUCUUCCUCUUCGCCCAAGCAACGCUCCCCUCCCUCUUGUCUUCCGUCCCGUCCUCUCCACACCCACCCUCUCUCAUCGUCACAGGCGCCACCGCAUCGCUACGAGGGGGUGCAUCUAUGUCCUCAUUCGCGAGCGGCAAAUUCGCCUUGAGAGCAACAGCCCAGAGUCUGGCGAGGGAGUUCGGUCCGCAAGGAAUCCAUGUCGCACAUGCGAUCAUAGAUGGCGUGAUUGAUAUCCCGAGAACGAAAGAGUGGGCUGUGAAUGGGGGAGUCGAGGAUGGGAAAAUCAGCCCAGAUGCCAUUGCUGAUUCAUAUUGGUAUCUGCAUACGCAGCCCAGAAGCCACUUUACGCAAGAAUUGGAUAUGAGGCCAUUCGUGGAGAAGUUUUAG